This is a messenger RNA of Haliaeetus leucocephalus (bald eagle), 1011 nucleotides long. RefSeq lists its product as uncharacterized. The transcript is spliced from 8 exons. The record is from RefSeq and is a predicted model, not a curated record. The coding region runs from base 1 to 852 and encodes 283 amino acids. NCBI's taxonomy places the organism in Eukaryota, Metazoa, Chordata, Aves, Accipitriformes, Accipitridae.
AUGGAGGAGCCUGGCCUUCAGUUCUAUCAGAUGGUUGGUCCUCAUGCUUCUGGAGAAGAUGCUGGCUUCACAGAGAAAGGAGCUGUGCAUAAUGCAGAAGAGCGUUUUGCACUGAGGGUUCUGGAGGAUUUCAGUGUUCGCACCCUGUACGAUAAGCUGGAAGAUCAAAAUUUGCACCUGGCAUCUCAGCUGGCAAAGCACAGGAUGGAUGUGUUGGUGUUUUACAACAGAAUCAGCCAGCAGAUUCAAAGUCUCAUGGACAUGGUGCAAGCACUGGACUCUGAAGCCCUGAAAAUCCUUGCCAGGCAAAGGAUUUGUGGGCAUAAACCUGCAGACAGCAGCCGGGCAGCAGUGGGCGUUGAACAAUGUGAUGAAUGCUGUAGCAACAACUUCCAAGCAGGUUCAUUAGGUGCUCCGUGGCGAGAGACAACACAGUUAAUGAAAGCUCUGGAAAUGCUGCUUGGGAAUGCUCUGUACAAGAAUGUAGCUGUGAAACGAGAGAUGGAGCAGAAGGUCCAAGGACAGAAUGUGAUGACAGUUGUACCCUCACUGGACAGCCUAGCCAGUGGAAGUAAAUCAGAAGUAGUCAAAGGGCAGGACCAUGAGCUGCCACAGCAAUAUGAGCUCUUCAGUAGGAAAGAUUCUUUUUUCAGCUUCCCUGGACAUGAAGAACAUGAUCUCCAUUUGGCUUAUCUGACUGAGUUGGAGGUGGAGGGCCUGAUAGCAGCUUCCCCCCUUGCCAAGACUCUGUGUGAGAUCAAGCAAGCUUUGAUGAAUCUGCAGCAACCUUCAGACCUUGUUAAUACAGACAGCAAACAUCAAACAGGCGUGGGGAGCUCAGCCCUCUUCUGAGCUGCUGGAUUCUUGGGCCACAAAGAGGGAUGAAGCUCUGCUGCUGGAAAUAAAGAGGAGCUGCAUUGCUCAGAGGAUUGAAGAGACAGAAGCAGAAGUAUUUCACCUUCUGCAAAGUAAAAUAGCCACCAGCCUAUUUCCUUGAGGAACGUAGCUUGU